AUGGUGAAAAAUGCCAUAAAAGUGUACGCUCGAGUGAAGCCCGAGAAGAACAGGAAGAACGUGCUGAAUUACCAAAUCCAUCACCGUCCCAAAGAAAACGUGGAGGAAGAUUUCCUGUUUUUGGUAACACCGAGCCAAAAAACGAAAGAGUACCCCGACAACCGAGCGGAGUCAUGGAAUUUCUCUUUCUAUCGGAUAUUCGAGGAAUCCACUACGCAGGAGGACGUGUUCAAGACCGUUGCUCAACCCGUGGUGGAAAGUGCCCUCGAUGGCUACAACGGUACCAUCUUUGCUUAUGGACAGACAGCAAGUGGAAAGACAUAUUCCAUAACCGGAAGACGUGAGAGCGUCGAGCAGCUCGGAAUCUUACCCAGAACCCUACUGCACCUCUUCGAGGCGAUAGAAAAGCGCCCAGAAAACGUCUACUCGGUCGAGGUGGCUUAUCUGGAGAUUUACAACGAGAAUGGCUACGACCUGUUGGAUCGGAAGCUGCGAGAGGUUACGAGAUUGGAGGAUUUACCACGAGUAGUUGUCCAGGAAGACGAAAUUGGUCGACUACACCUGAAGAAUCUGACCUUCCACUGCGUUGCAAGCGCGGAGGACGCUUUCGAGCUGCUCGCAGUGGGCGACGGCAAUCGGGUCACUGUGGAGACUCCGAUGAAUCCAGAGUCAUCGAGAUCGCACUGCGUCUUUACCAUCGUAGUCUGCACGAAGGAGUUCGGAGCCGACGAGUAUAAGCGAGCGAAAAUACACCUGGUAGACCUUGCUGGGUCCGAGCGAGUCUACAAAUGCUCGAUAAGCGGCACCAUUCUAACCGAGGCGAAGCACAUUAACCUGAGCCUACAUUACCUGGAACAAGUCAUAGUGUGUCUGGGUCAGGAGAGCGCGGGUCACAUUCCAUACAGGAACUCGCUUUUGACAUCGAUUCUCAGAGACAGUCUAGGAGGAAACUGUUUAACCACAAUGUUAGCCACCAUGAGCAUCGCCUCCUUCAAUCUAGAGGAGACCCUGUCCACCUGUAGAUUCGCCCAAAGGGUAGCUCUCAUCAGAAACGACGUGAAACUGGUCCUAGAAAAAGACGUCAACAGCGAGAACGCCUUACUAAAACUAGAAAACGAGAAGCUCAGACGACAGAUUAAGGAAAUGACGAAGAACACAGAGCUCACCGCUGAAGAUAAGCGAAAUCUUGACUCGCAGAUCAGAAACUUUUUAGAAGCGGACGGGCAAGUUGAAGUGGGAAACAAUGUCAAGAAAAUUGAGUAUUGUUUCGAGAGUUUUAGGAGGGUCUUCAAGUUGAAUAAAGAUAAGAACGGUUGCUUGAAGAAGCUGGAGUAUUAUAAGGAUCUGGUUAUUCAGAGGGACAAGGAAAUUUCUUUGCUGAUUGAUUUGAUGAAGAAAGGAAAAGAAGAUUCGACAGAAAAAAAUUUGGAAAACCUAAAACCUGUUCCUAAAACAGUUCAGACGACAGACAGUUCAGACAUCGACGUUGAUAAAAUUAAAUUAAACCUAGAGUGCAAUGGACUUAACAACCCCCCAUCAGAAACCAGCAAAAUUGCAAUCGAUAAAUUUCUGACCGCUAUUCCAAAGAAACCGAGGCCCAAAAUUAAAUUGCCAAAAUGUUUGGAUCAAAAUAUUGAUACGAAUGUUAGAACUGCUGAUUCUGAUCAGAUUACUAUCAGAUCAAUUUGUAAUGAUAUCUCGAGACCGAAUUUACCUUGCAACGUUAUCAACUUGACUCUGAAUUCAACCGACGAACCGAGUCAGCAAUCCUUCCGCAAAAAGGAACGGGAGAAAGCGAGGAGGGAAAUUGAGGCUCCCAAAAAGAAGUCCGAAGUGAAGCAAAGUGUGGAGCCGAGUCGGAGCAACGAUUCGGAAGAGAGAAUAGAAAAUUUAGAUACAGAUAUACCGUUGCAUCAACGAUUUUUUAAUUUGAAAGGUUCCAUGACUGAAAAUUUGAGUGGAAGGAAGUUCGAGAAAGGGAAGAGGGAAGUUGAGGGGCUCAGAAAGAAGUCCGAAGUGAAGCAAAGUAUGGAAUCGAGUGGAAGUACUAUUUCUUCGGAGUCGAAAGAAGGAACAGAAAUUUUGGAUACCGACACACCGUUCUAUCAAAAAUUCUUAAAUUUCAACGUUCCCAAAAUCUCAAAUGCUUCCAUGGUUGAAAAUUUGAGUGGAAGGAAGUGUGAGAAAGAGAAGAAGGAAAUUGAGGGUCUUAGAAAGAAGUCCGAAGUGAAGCAAAGUACAGAACCGAGUAGAACUCCCAUCUCUUCCGAGUCGAAAGAGAGAACAGAAAUUUUGGAUACCGACGCACCGUUCUAUCAAAGAUUUUUAAACUCGAACGCAUCCAAACCUUCCAUGACUGAAAAUUUGGCGGGAAGAAAGUCUGAGAGCGCGAAGAAAGAAAUUGAGGCUCCCAAAAAGAAAUUCGAAGGGAAGCAAAAUACAGAACCGAGUGAAACUCCCAUCUCCUCCGAAUUGGAAAAGAAAACAGAAAUUUUGGCUACCGACACACGGUUCUAUCAAAAAUUCUUAAACUUCAACGUCCCCAAAAUCUCCAGUCCCUCCAUAACCCAAAAUUUGACCGAAAGAAAGUCACAAAGUGCACCUAAAAUAGAAUCCACAGAUUGUAAACUAUCUCGAAUAAAUUCCCAACAGGAUUACAAGAUAAAUCCCAACGAAGAUAGCAUUGACUUAAAAUUUUUAGAAAGACCCGAUAGAAGGAGAGAAAACGUAGAUAUCGAUCAUGUAACUCACACAAAAGUCGGUAGCAAUUUACGAGAUAUCGGUUUACCACAUAGAAACGAGGUGGAAAAUGAGGCAAAAGAAAGUCACUCGAGAAUGUGUUCCUCUGAUAAGAUAGACAGAAAAACGAGCGAAAAGAGAACUAGUAUUUCCAGUUUCAAUACAGAAAAAUGCGAGCGGACGAAAAUUAUGAAGGAAGUCAAUGAAGCUGCGAAUUACGAGAAAUGUUUUACAGAUUCGUUGCCUUUAACUGGUGAUCCAGAGAUCGAUGAGGAGAUUAUUGCUUUUUAUAAGGCGAAACGGUCUGGGGGUACUUAUUGA
This is a messenger RNA of Megachile rotundata (alfalfa leafcutting bee), 3060 nucleotides long. RefSeq names its product kinesin-like protein KIF6. Gene Ontology annotation, molecular function: microtubule binding; ATP binding; microtubule motor activity. Lineage: Eukaryota; Metazoa; Arthropoda; Insecta; Hymenoptera; Megachilidae. The record is from RefSeq and is a predicted model, not a curated record. Gene Ontology annotation, biological process: microtubule-based movement.